AUGUUCCGCCAGGCCGUCACUGCUUCCUCCCGAGCCCUUCGCGCCGCUCCCCGCGCCGCCGCCGCCCCUCGGCCCUUCAUCCAGUCGCAAUUCCAGUCGGCGCCCGCCUUCACCCUCAGAGCCGCCCAGCCCGCCGUGUCAAGAUGGUACAGCGAUGCGAAGGAGUCUGACUCUGCAAAGCCUGCCGAGGAGGCCAAGACGGAGACCAAGAAGGAGGAGAAGAGCGCCAAUGGCGAGGCCGACUCUGUUGCCGAGCUGAAGAAGGCCCUCGAGGCCAAAGAGACCGAGGCCCGAGACUGGAAGGACAAGUGCCUGCGCACUGUCGCCGACUUCCGCAACCUUCAAGAGCGCACCCAGCGUGAGGUCAAGACGGCCCGCGACUUUGCCAUCCAAAAGUUCGCCAAGGAUCUCGUCGACAGCGUCGACAACCUGGACCGCGCCCUGGGCAUGGUCCCCCAGGAGAAGCUCAACGUCGAUGAGAAGCCCGAGCACCUCCAGGACCUCGCCAACCUGUACGAGGGUCUCAAGAUGACCGAGGACAUCCUCAUGAGCACCCUCAAGAAGCACGGCCUCGAGCGCCUCAACCCCGAGGGCGACAAGUUCAACCCCAACGAGCAGGAAGCCACCUUCAUGGCCCCCCAGCCCGACAAGGAGGACAACACCGUCUUCUUUGUCCAGCAGAAGGGCUUCAAGCUCAACGGCCGGGUGCUGCGCGCCGCCAAGGUCGGUGUCGUCAAGAACAACUAA
Molecule: messenger RNA, 747 nt
Organism: Fusarium keratoplasticum
Lineage: Eukaryota; Fungi; Ascomycota; Sordariomycetes; Hypocreales; Nectriaceae
Product: GrpE protein-like protein
Exons: 2
Coding region: 1-747 (248 amino acids)
Biological process (GO): protein import into mitochondrial matrix; protein folding
Cellular component (GO): PAM complex, Tim23 associated import motor
Molecular function (GO): protein homodimerization activity; adenyl-nucleotide exchange factor activity; protein-folding chaperone binding
Source: RefSeq, a predicted model, not a curated record